Molecule: messenger RNA, 741 nt
Organism: Eleginops maclovinus (Patagonian blennie)
Lineage: Eukaryota; Metazoa; Chordata; Actinopteri; Perciformes; Eleginopidae
Gene: mix23
Product: mitochondrial matrix import factor 23
Exons: 5
Coding region: 85-519 (144 amino acids)
Cellular component (GO): mitochondrion; mitochondrial intermembrane space
Source: RefSeq, a predicted model, not a curated record
UCGUUUGACCCAAGUGGUUUUCAUUCAGGCACUGCCGUGAACAACCGUCCCGCGCUGUGUGUGUUCAGGACCCUGCAGUCCAUCAUGGCUGCGCCCGGUGGAACUUUAGACUGUGAGGACUUCUCAAUGUUUCAGGAGGUGCUGAAGGUGAUGCGAAACAUAGACGACCGCAUCGUCCACUCCCUGAACACUACCGUGCCCACAGUCUCCUUCUCAGGCAAAGUGGACGCUGCAGAAACAUGCAAACAGCUCUAUGAAUCUAUGAUGGAGGCCCAUCUGACCCGGGACACAGCUAUCAAGUCCUGUAUCGCGCAAACAUCUGAGGUGGUGGGACAACUGCGAGAAGACAGAGCGAAAGACAGCGAUAACCUAGCGCUCCUCAGACAGCUCAGGAAGGAGCAGACCAAAUUAAAGCUUAUGCAAUCAGAGCUGAAUGUUGAAGAGGUUGUCAAUGACAGAAGUCUGAAGAUCUUCAGAGAGAGGUGCAGAAUCCACUACACGCCUCCGAAGGUGAAGUGAAGCUCCGCCUGAUGCUUUACUCCAGGUUCAAAUCCAGACUGGAGCUGAGAGUGUGUGUCCUGCAGCAGAGCAAACACACACACCACUCUGACCUCCAACACACCUAUAUUCCAUGUGAUUCAUGUUGGCAUUACCACAGCUGUAACACUGUCAUGCGUGUUCUUCUCAACAGAGGAUAAUUGUAAAAAAAAAGGAUGUUUUUUUUAAAGACAAUGAAAUGUU